Molecule: messenger RNA, 2431 nt
Organism: Ananas comosus (pineapple)
Lineage: Eukaryota; Viridiplantae; Streptophyta; Magnoliopsida; Poales; Bromeliaceae
Product: heterogeneous nuclear ribonucleoprotein U-like protein 1
Exons: 9
Coding region: 48-2066 (672 amino acids)
Molecular function (GO): protein binding
Source: RefSeq, a predicted model, not a curated record
CGUCAUCCUACUUCUCCUUCUUCUUUCAUCUCUCCUCCCUCCAAUCCAUGGCGUCGAAGCAGCAGCGAACUGCUGAUGGGGAUGGCCCCCUUCCCCGAGAAGGAGGACCCUCGGCCAAGAGGGCCCGUUCGGAGGCGGUGCAGCCAUUCCCCUCUCCCCUCAGGGUGGAGCUCAACCCGGCCGACUGCGACCUAGAUUUCGAGGUGGGUGAAGAUGGCCUCCGAGGACAUGCGCUGCAUGAAGAAGGAUUCGCCUACUGCUGGUCCGGUGCCCGAGCUUCUGUUGGGAUGACCGCUGGAAAGUACUGCUUCGGUUGCAAAAUCAUUUCUGAGCAGGUGGUCGACAUGGCAGACACGCCCUCUGAUCAGCAGCAUCUGUGCCGCGUCGGUAUUUCGAGAGGGGCCGAUCCCGUGGGGAACCUUGGAGAGACUGACCAUAGCUUUGGAUUUGGCGGGACCGGCAAAUUCUCGAACAAGGGCAACUUUUCGCACUACGGUACAAAAUUUGGUGUUGGAGAUACAAUUGUCUGUGCCGUGGACCUCGAGAGUAGGCCGUUAGCUUCAAUUGGGUUCUCGAAAAACGGUCAGUGGUUGGGCAUUGCCCAGCAUUUUGAUGCUACUUCAAGGGGUCUUGGCAUGGUGGACGCUCCGUUGCGGACUUUGCCCUGGGAAUCUGCGUUAUUUCCUCAUGUUCUCUUGAAAAACGUUGCGGUCCAGUUGCAAUUUAGCUUGGAGGAUGGGUUGGUUCCGGAGGAUGGGUACAAGCCAUGGAGUUCAGCCCUUGCAGAUCGAAAUGCAAUAUUUGGCCCCACUUUCACGAGGCAAAAAGAAUGUCAAGUGUUGAUGAUGGUUGGCUUACCUGCCUCUGGGAAGACUACAUGGGCAGAAAACUGGGUGAAAGAUCAUCCGGAGAAGCGAUACAUCCUUCUCGGUACUAACCUUGCUUUGGAUCAAAUGAAGGUUCCAGGGCUCUUACGUAAGAACAACUAUGGUGAACGUUUUGAGCGCUUGAUGAAUCGUGCGACGGGAAUAUUUAAUACCUUAUUAGCUAGGGCUGCAAAGACUCCCCGCAACUACAUUAUUGAUCAAACCAAUGUUUACAAGAGUGCUCGUAACCGAAAACUAAAAGCAUUUGCAGAUUACCACAAGGUAGCAGUUGUCAUAUUCCCACCACCAAAUGAGCUCAAGUUUCGGUCAGAGAAACGAUUUAAGGAAAUGGGAAAGGAGGUUCCUGCAGAAGCAAUAAAUGAGAUGAUUGCCAAUUAUGUCUUACCAAUGAAGAAAAGCAUGCCUAAUUCAAAUGAAGUUUUCGAUGAGGUUAUAUUUCCAGAGUUAGGCAGAGAAGAAGCAGAAAGACACUUAGAUGAAAUGAAGUGUGCACUAGGAUCUCCCAGCAUAAAUUUUAAGAGGGGUUGCACACCUUAUUCUCGUGAAGGCUCCAUCCAGUCAGUGUCUAACCGUUCUGUUGUGAGCAAAGAAGCUUCUUCAGUUCCUGGUGAUCAGUGCCCGAGUUCUCAGCACAUAGUCUUGCCUCCGUGUCGUGAUUCCCCAAGUAAUCAGCAAGUCGAUCCAGCAUAUCCAUGGGUUGGUUCUUCAGGUGAUCCCAUGACAAGGUCAGGUGUUCUGGGUUCUCACAUGCCACAGCAUCUCCAGCACAGAAGCUAUUCGGAGUAUGAUAGGAGUUUGCCCUAUGUUCCCUAUGGAACCUACAAUACUGCAAAUCCCUACGAGAGAAUUAAUCGCGAAGGUGGUUGGAUCCCUCCGGGUGAAGUUAGCCUCCAUCACUAUCAAAGAUACAGUGAUGCGGAAGCCUUCAGGAGUCCUGGCCUUGAGAGUUCAAGUCCUUAUGGAAAAUCAAACUAUACACAUUUGUUUACUCCACCUUCGUAUGCUGGACAACCAUUGCCAAGUUUUGGUCACCAUACUGGUAGGGUACAUUUGGAUGAAUGGCGUAACCCUGUACAAGACACCUAUGGUUCACCAUACGCAGCGCCGCAUCCUAGGCCUCCUUAUGGAGCCCCUUCCCCAAGGCCCACAAACCCUCGCCCUGGUUUCUGGUAUCGCUAAAUGUGACUGGUCAUUUUUGAAGUAAGUCCUGAUAUGGCCAUCUUCUCGGAAACUACUUUCAGCUGUAUAUUCCUGACCAAGCAAUUCUCGAGGGAUUGCUUUCAGCUGUAUAUUCUGAUUAAGAAAUACAUGUAACUUCUUCCCAUUUUCUGUUCAGCUGUAUCUGAUGUGAUCAUAUGAAUUUGAUAGUGAUAACCUAUAGUUGUAGUUAAAAAGUUAAUCUGGCAAGAACUCUGGAAGAGUAUGGUGUUUACUAUGUUCUGACCAUCCAAACAAUUGUGUGGUAGCUGAGUUAAUGCAAGGUUGAAAUCUCAUUGUUGAAAUGCUGAGAAACGAGAGUUUAUAGGAUAUCCUUUCUUUUUCGA